AUGGGCAACGCAACCGCCAUCUGCUCUGACAAGACGGGGACCCUCACCAUGAACAGAAUGACAGUGGUCCAGUCGUACAUCGGGGAAACUCACUACCGGCAGGUCCCAGCCCCCGACGCUAUCUUGCCCAAGGUGUUGGAACGUCUUGUCAACGGCAUAGCCGUCAACUCUGCCUACACCACCAAAAUACUGCCCCCCGAGAAGGAAGGCGGACGUGCGCGCCACGUGGGCAACAAGACGGAGUGCGCUCUGCUGGGAUUCGUGCUGGACCUGAAGCAGGAUUACCAAGCCGUGCGCAACGAGAUCCCGGAGGAGAAGCUCUACAAGGUGUACACCUUCAACUCCGCGCGCAAGUCCAUGAGCACGGUGCUGAAGAACGCCGACGGAAGCUUCCGCAUGUACAGCAAGGGGGCGUCCGAGAUCAUCUUGCGCAAGUGCACUAAACUAGUGAAUAAGAGCGGGGACAUUGUGGCCUUCAAGGCGAGAGACCGAGACGAGAUGGUGAAGAAAGUGAUCGAGCCCAUGGCUUGCGAAGGUCUACGUACCAUCUGCCUGGCCUUCAGGGACUUUGUCAAAGAACCGGAGUGGGACAACGAGAACGAGAUUCUCAACGACCUGACAUGCCUUACGGUGGUCGGCAUCGAAGACCCAGUCCGUCCGGAGGUCCCAGAUGCUAUAACCAAAUGCCAGCGGGCUGGGAUCACAGUGCGGAUGGUGACUGGUGACAACAUUAACACCGCGCGGGCCAUCGCCACCAAGUGCGGCAUCAUCAACCCCGGCGACGACUUCCUGUGUCUGGAAGGCAAGGAGUUCAACCGGCUGAUCCGCAACGAAAAGGGCGAGGUGGAGCAAGAACGUCUGGACAAGGUCUGGCCAAACCUCCGUGUCCUCGCCCGAUCGUCCCCGACUGAUAAACACACGCUGGUCAAAGGUAUUAUUGACAGCACCAUCGGCGAGAUGCGGCAGGUGGUGGCGGUGACGGGCGACGGGACGAAUGAUGGACCGGCGCUGAAGAAGGCGGAUGUUGGCUUCGCCAUGGGGAUCGCAGGGACGGACGUGGCCAAAGAGGCGUCGGACAUCAUCCUGACCGACGACAACUUCAACAGCAUCGUCAAGGCCGUGAUGUGGGGCCGUAACGUCUACGACAGCAUCUCCAAGUUCCUGCAGUUCCAGCUGACCGUCAAUGUGGUGGCAGUCAUUGUGGCCUUUACUGGUGCCUGCAUCACGCAGGAUUCUCCUCUGAAAGCGGUUCAGAUGUUGUGGGUCAACCUGAUCAUGGACACCUUUGCUUCCUUGGCCCUGGCGACAGAACCCCCCACCGAGUCGCUUCUGCUGCGCAGGCCCUACGGCAGGAACAAGCCGCUCAUCUCCCGCACCAUGAUGAAGAACAUCCUUGGCCAUGGGGUCUACCAGCUCACCAUCAUCUUCACCCUCCUCUUUGCUGGUGAGAAGAUUUUCGACAUUGACAACGGGCGGGACAGUCCCCUUCACUCGCCCCCGACGGAACAUUACACCAUCGUCUUCAACACCUUCGUGAUGAUGCAGCUCUUCAACGAGAUCAACGCGCGCAAAAUCCACGGGGAACGCAACGUGUUUGAGGCGAUCUUCCGAAACCCGAUUUUCUGCAGCAUUGUGGUGGGAACGUUUCUCAUCCAGAUCGUCAUUGUGGAGCUUGGUGGGAAGCCCUUCAGCUGCUCGGGACUAACUCUGCACCAGUGGCUGUGGUGCAUCUUCAUUGGAGUCGGAGAGCUAUUGUGGGGACAGCUGAUCUCCUCGAUCCCCACCAGCCGGCUGAAGUUCCUGAAGGAGGCUGGGCACGGCACGACCAAGGACGACAUUCCGGAGGGCGAGCUGAUGGAGGACAACGACGAGAUUGACCACGCCGAGAUGGAGCUGCGUCGAGGGCAGAUCCUCUGGUUCAGAGGCCUGAAUAGAAUUCAGACUCAGAUCAAAGUGGUGAAUGCGUUCCGUAGCUCGCUGUACGAGGGCAUCGAGAAGCCAGAGUCGCGUAGUUCCAUCCACAACUUCAUGACCCAUCCAGGAUUCGAAAUUGACGACGAUGAUGAGCCUCGCAUCCCGCUCAUCGACGAGACCGACGUGGAGAUCAACAACGGACUGGCCAACUGCGGGAGCCCCCCCAGCCCGUCCCCCUCGCCCAACCAGAACAACAAUGCUGUCGACAGUGGCGUCUCCCUGCCCCUCUCAGACGCUCACCGGCUCGCCUCUUCUCCGCCCGGGAGCCCCCUGCACAGCCUGGAGACGUCCGUCUGACCAUUGACCGCCCCCCCCCCCUCGCUCGCCCCCAACCCCCCCCCCCCCCCUGGACUCGCAGCUUUCCCCC
Molecule: messenger RNA, 2341 nt
Organism: Amblyraja radiata (thorny skate)
Lineage: Eukaryota; Metazoa; Chordata; Chondrichthyes; Rajiformes; Rajidae
Product: plasma membrane calcium-transporting ATPase 1-like
Exons: 12
Coding region: 1-2271 (756 amino acids)
Biological process (GO): regulation of cytosolic calcium ion concentration; calcium ion transmembrane transport
Cellular component (GO): intracellular membrane-bounded organelle; plasma membrane
Molecular function (GO): ATP binding; ATP hydrolysis activity; P-type calcium transporter activity
Source: RefSeq, a predicted model, not a curated record